This is a messenger RNA of Nerophis lumbriciformis (worm pipefish), 1368 nucleotides long. NCBI's taxonomy places the organism in Eukaryota, Metazoa, Chordata, Actinopteri, Syngnathiformes, Syngnathidae. The record is from RefSeq and is a predicted model, not a curated record.
AUGUCUGUAACGUUAAAGGAAGCGCUGUCUGUGGUGAGCGAGGACCAGCCCAUAUACGAGCCGCCGUACAACGCCGCCAUGCACAUGAAGGCGGAGAUGACGUCGCCGGGCGGAUUCAAGCAAAGUCCCGAGCACGCUGAACCUGAAUGGCAGUCCACCGCCGUGCAGAAGAGGGGCGAGCACGUCAACGGAACCAACCACGAAACCCCAGUUGACUGCAGCGUGACAAAACGCUCUCGACACAUGAGCGACGACGGCGUCCCCAUGGCGUACCAGCCCUCGUACCCGGAGCCUCGUGUCAGCCCCCCCAAUGUCACCCCGCCCAGCAUUACCACCACGGAGGAGAAGCGCGUCAUCGUACCGGCAGACCCUGAGAUGUGGACCCAGGAUCAUGUGCGUCAGUGGCUGGACUGGGCCAUCAAAGAGUAUGUCCUGGAGGAAGUGAACGUCAUGCUAUUCCAAGCACUGGACGGCAAGGCCCUGUGCAAGUUGACCAAAGAGGACAUGAUGCACCUCACGUCUGCCUACAAUGCCGACAUCCUGCUCUCGCACCUCAAUUACCUCCGGCAGAGUAGUCCAACUUUUUCAUACUCUACAACGGCCUCUACCAAUACGCCGCCUCCUCCACCUCCGCCACAGCCUCGACUUCAGGUCAAAGCUGAGAGCAGUUUUGAUGAGAUCAGCCGCAGAAACAGCUGGACUACCAACAACAUGGCGGCCGUGCCCAAAGGUUCCACCAUGGAGCAGCAACACAGCAGAGUGUCAGAACCAGUGUCAAGAAUUGGCCAAGAUCCCUAUCAGACAUUAGGGCCCAUAAGCAGCCGGCUAGCAAACCCAGGUUCUGGCCAGAUCCAGCUGUGGCAAUUCCUACUGGAGCUUCUGUCAGACAGCAACAAUGCCGGCAUCAUCACAUGGGAGGGCACCAACGGCGAGUUCAAAAUGACCGACCCCGACGAGGUGGCCAAGCGCUGGGGCGAGCGCAAAAGCAAGCCCAACAUGAACUACGACAAGUUAAGCCGCGCCUUGCGCUACUACUACGACAAAAACAUCAUGACCAAAGUGCACGGCAAGCGCUACGCCUACAAGUUUGACUUCCAGGGGAUCUCGCAGACGCACCAGAGCCACCAGGCGGCUGACGGCGGCGGCAUGCUGAAGUACCAGACGGAGAUGUCCUACGUGCAACCGUACCACAGCCACCAGCCCAAAAUGAACUUCAUGACAGGCCACCCGCCGCCCAUGCCCGUGUCACCCGGGAACUUUUUUGGGCCGCCGACCACGUAUUGGAACUCGCCAAGCAGUCCCAUCUACCCCGGGACGGCUAUGAACAGACACCCAGCUGCUCAUUCCCACUUGAGCUCGUACUACUGA